GGGGAGGACGCUCACUGGUGCAUACUUCCUGCCUAGGCCUUUCCCAAAAGCGGCUGCGAAGUCUGGGACAAGGCAGAAGAGUGGAUGCCUGCGAGCUGAGGUGAAGAACCUGAGAGGAGCAGCAGAGGAGUAUUCCUCCUUGAGGCACAAAGCAGGCCCAGGAGCCCGAGGAAGAUGAAGUUUGGCUGUCUUUCCUUCUGGCAGCCUUACGCUGGUUUUGUCUUAAAUGGAGUCAAAACCCUGGAGACUCGGUGGCGUCCCUUGCUGAGCACCCACAAGAACUGUACCGUCGCCAUCCACAUCGCUCACAGGGACUGGGAAGAUGACAGCUGGUGGCAGCUGCUGGUGGAGAGGCUGGGGAUGAGCCCCGCGCAGAUUCAGGCCUUGCUGCAGGAAGGGGAAAGGUUCGGCCGAGGCGUGAUCGCUGGGCUUGUUGACAUCGGGGAAACGUUGCAGUGCCCAGGCGACUUAGCCCCCGAGGAGCUUGUGGCCCUGGAAAAUCAAGCAGUCCUGACCAACCUGACGCACAAGUACCUGACAGUGAUUUCCAACCCCAGGUGGUUACUGCAGCCCUUCCCGAGGAAAGGGGGGAAGGAUGUGUUCCAGGUGGACGUCCCGGAGCACCUGAUCCCUUUGGCCCCCGAGUUGUGACCCUUGUGGGCUCCAGGGAGAAGCGUCACUGAGAGGCCAACUAAAUCAUGGCACAGUUCCCUCAUCAUGGUGCAGACCUGGAAAAGCAGCUUCAGUCCGAAUCGCCACUGCCCUGCGUGGUGCUGCUCCCUGAGUGCUGUUCUCAGGCACAGACUUCUGUACCCAGGUGAAGGGAAUGGGGGGCAGGACUUCCUUCCUUUGGGUUCAUAGACAGUGUCUCAAGUACCUUGACCUUUAGUGCCCGGAGCGUCUUGGCGUUGCCCCGACUCUGGUCUGCUACUUUCACAUAGUACAAAUAAAUGUGUUCAUGAUAA
This is a messenger RNA of Chinchilla lanigera (long-tailed chinchilla), 965 nucleotides long. It is a transcript of the gene Eola1, whose product is annotated as chromosome unknown open reading frame, human CXorf40A. The record is from RefSeq and is a predicted model, not a curated record. Lineage: Eukaryota; Metazoa; Chordata; Mammalia; Rodentia; Chinchillidae. The transcript has 4 exons. The coding region runs from base 175 to 651 and encodes 158 amino acids.